UGGUUUGUUUGUGAUUUGUGAUAAGUGGAUUUGUACUGAUAAAGGUGAAUCCAUUCAGUAUAAAAAUAUAGAACCUAUAUGGUUCUAUAGAUUAUGUAUAAAGUGAUAUAAAAACAAUUGAAUGUUUAAAUCCUUAACAAUUGUUAGAAUCAUGCAAUCGACUAAAUUGAAAACUGUAUUGAAAUUAAAUGUGCUGCAAUGGAAUUUCAUACGAACAACAGCAGUAAGGAGUGCUACCGUGAACACGACUGAAGAGGUGCAAGCGCCGUUGAAGUCAUGGAAGGAAAUCCCUGGGCCGUCAUCGUUGCCCAUUGUUGGACCAAUACUGCAUUUUUUGCCGGGAAGAGCUCUGUCAGACUUAAAUAUUUUAGACGAUGUUUUAUACAAAACUUACGGACCAAUCGUCAGAUUGGAGUCAGUUUUUGGAGGUCCAACUUUUAUUUUUCUUUUUGAUCCUGAAGCGUGUGCGCAGGUGCUCCGUGGUGAGAAUUGGAUGCCAAUACGCCCCGGGUUCGAUUCCCUGGAAUAUUACAGGAAAAAGCAUAAGAAGACCCAAGCGGAGCAGCAAAAGAUGAGUGGACUUAUUACUGACCACGGUGAGAAUUGGAAGGAAUUCCGGUCUACAAUCAAUCCUGUGAUGCUGCAACCGAAAAUAAUUAAACUGUAUAGCAAUGUACUAGAAGAAGUGGCCGAUGAUAUGGUUAAGAGGAUGAAAUCUAUAAGAGACGAGGAUUAUAAGCUUCAGGGAGAUUUUGAUGUAGAAAUGAAUCUUUGGGCAUUGGAAUCGAUAGGAGUUGUGGCUUUAGGAGGACGUCUCAGAUGUUUCAAUCGAGAUUUAGCUGAAAAUUCGCCAGAAAGACGUUUAAUUCAAUGUGUUCAUGACCUAUUUACUACUGCUAAUGAAUUGGAUUUUAAGCCAAGUUUGUGGAGAUACUUUCCUACAAAGGCUUUCACGAAAGCCAUGCUUUUGUACAAGGAACAAGAGGAUUUAGCAAAAUUCUUCAUUCGCAAAGCGAGAAAGGAUUUGGAGCAGAAUAAGAAAUCAGAUUCGGAAAAGGCAGUACUGGAGAAACUUCUUGAAAUCAACGAAGAAAUAGCUGUCAUUAUGGCAUGUGAUAUGCUUUUCGCUGGAGUUGAUACGGCGGCAAAUACAAUAACAGCAACACUAUAUCUCCUUGCGAAGAACCAAGAUAAACAGGAGAAGUUAAGAGAACUAUUAAAAACAAAAGAUUCAGACGAAACAAUCAGAUACGUGAAGGCCUGCAUUAAAGAAGGAUUAAGAAUGAUGCCUGUUGUAUCCGGUAAUGUAAGACAAGCGACUAAAGAUUACGAUAUUCUGGGUUAUAAGAUACCGAAAGGGAUAAACAUAGCAUUUCAUCAUCAGUACAUGUCAAGUAUGGAAAGUCAGUUUCCAAAACCAAAGGAAUAUAUACCUGAACGAUGGUUGGAUAAGAAUCAUCCACUUUAUCAUGGAAAAGCACAUCCGUUUGCUUAUAGUCCUUUUGGAUUUGGAGUAAGGAUGUGUGCUGGUCGAAGAAUAGCAGAGUUGGAGUUGGAGACGUUCCUCGCUAAAGUGAUAGAAAGUUUCAAAGUAGAGUGGUUUGGAGGACCACCUAAAAUACAAGCAAGCUCUUUGAACUAUAUUAAGGGACCGUUCAAUUUUCGGUUUAAGGACGUAUAAAAUGUAGGACGUUCAGACAUUGUACUUGUUAUUUUAUUAUUGUACUAUAUUCUAUCUUUUUAUUUCAAUGAUUUUAUAUUUUCUAAGUACUCAUAAUUUAUCAGCUGUAUUUUUCUUCAAAUAAUAAAAUAAAAUUUGUUAAAUUUAUGUUUGAGAUAGAAAUCAAAACUUCCAUUUUUAUUUUCAUUAUGGUAAGCGAGACGUCAGUCCAGUCCAACUGUAGUGCCAAAGACCUAAGGGGUCCGGUCACUGCGCUCGUCACCCUGAGACAUAAGUUGAUAAGUCACAUGUGCCUGUCAUUUCACCAGCACCUUCACCCUUCAAGAAAGAAACGCAAUAAUGCUCACAGCAGUAAUGCUUGGUGGCAGUUCUUCACUAGACGAACUCUUUCACAAAGAGCGUACUGUUUCUAAAAUACUUUAAAUUGGGUCCGAUCUGGGCGUUCCUGGUCUCCAGGCCAGUGGCUCCGGAAUUGUCUUUACUCUGGUAAUUAUUGUUCAAGUAUUUCCUUAAAGAGCCUCUUAUAUAACAAUUAUGUCGUUUUAUUUAAAAAGUUUGAUUUCGAAUUAAUAUUGUAAAUUUUACAAUAUCUAUUUUGUUGUUAGUCGCUUUUGUAUUAGUAUUUUUUUGCUAUUUAAGUAUAUAUUAUAUAAGCGUUAAAUUAGGUUACAAUUACUUUGGCUCCUUAAAACAGUGCUAUAGCAAGUAUUACCACAGUAUUACAAUAUCUUAGUAUCACUAUUCUUCUCUAAAGUAUUGUAACGUCUUUGGAUGUUCGGUGACUUCGUUGCCCUUGUAGCUACUACGCAGAUACCUAUGUAAAGGU
Hyposmocoma kahamanoa is the source of this 2507-nucleotide messenger RNA. RefSeq names its product cytochrome P450 CYP12A2-like. The coding region runs from base 122 to 1681 and encodes 519 amino acids. The transcript is spliced from 11 exons. The record is from RefSeq and is a predicted model, not a curated record. NCBI's taxonomy places the organism in Eukaryota, Metazoa, Arthropoda, Insecta, Lepidoptera, Cosmopterigidae. Gene Ontology annotation, molecular function: heme binding; monooxygenase activity; iron ion binding.